CUUGUGGCUUAAAAAAAUAUGUAAAAUAACACUGCAACAGUAGUUUCACUUUCAAAUCUAAAUUGAAGAUGGGUAAUUCACUGAACUAUUUUAAUAGUAGAGAAAACAAUAAAGCUGAAAGAGUAUCCGGAAACAAAAGAAAACGUGAUGAAUGCCCGGAGCUGAAUAAUGCAGGACUUGAACUUUUAAAUACCCCCAAAAGAAAGAGGAUCAAGUCAACAUCCAAGUAUAUAUACCAGACUUUGUUUCUGGAUGGGGAAAACAGUGAUGUCACCCUGCACGUUUUAGGGCAGGAAUGGAAACUUCACAAGCUCUACUUGAAGCAGUCUCCAUACUUUGCAAGCAUGUUCAGUGGUGCUUGGAAGGAAUCAGACAUGCCGAGAAUAGAACUGGACAUAAUUGAUGAGAACAUCACAUGUGAGGCCCUGAAGAUAGCGUUUGGAUCUCUGUACAAGGAUGACGUGUUCAUCAAGCCAGUCCAGUUGACCAGCGUGAUUGCCACGGCGACACUGUUGCAGCUGGAAGGUUUAUUGCUGCAGUGUCAAGUCAUGAUGAAAGACACAUUAAGCUCAGCCACUGUGUGUGAUUAUUACUAUGCCUCAUGUUCCUAUGGACUGAAGGAUGUGAGCAUACAGUGCUUAGACUGGCUUACAAGAAACAUUCUGAUAGCAGCAAACCUGACCUUCAUCAAGGAUGUUACGGCUGACCUGAUGAAGACUGUGAUUGCCAGUCCACACCUUGUAGUGAUACAGGUUGAGAUUGAUCUCUAUACACUCUUGAAGAAGUGGAUAUUCCUUAUUCAUAACAAAUCCUGGACUGGUGACAAUAAGGAUUUGGUGAAAGCAACAGAUCUUUUCUACAAAGAAAAACAGAGUGAGUGUCCAGGCCUGUGUUAUCUGGAGACAGAUGAAGGCAGGCAGUAUGUGCCAGUGUUUUCAGCCGUACGGUGGCACCAUGUUGUGAAUGAUCUCACGUCCCUCAGGAUGAUUGAAAAUGAGAAGAUAUUACCUCAUAGUUGGCUGGAGCCUAUGUUUCUGUAUGGCUGGAGACGGGUCCUGGCUGUGGAGCAAGGGCAUGACAAGGGGCCUAUAGAAAAGGUUGACAAUGAAGUGUUUAACACAUGCUGUGCCAGAUUUGGUCGCUUGAUACACAAGGCUGGAGAGUACUGCUGGCGGUGGAUAGGUUACAGCUAUGGGGUCGACCUCCUGCUCUCAAUAACAAGCGGGCGAUUGGUGACUGUGAAGAGGAACACUCACACACAGGCUUGCUCCCAGGCAGUCAGUCUGCAGGACCAGAGAUACAUCGCAUACAGACUGACCAUAUGCAGCUUUGACUGUGAUGGGAAGGAGCUGUCCAGAAAGUCCACAGAUGUCAAGCACAUCAGCCUGGGCAAAGAUGAGGAGGAGAUAGCCCUAGUACUGGACUCUGAUCAGAAGUUUCCAAUCUCUGUGAGCAUGAACGUGCUGUUGAUAAGCCCUGGACAGGAACCACUCCCCGGCCUCAAAUAUCCCAACAGAUAGACAGUAUGUGGGGCAAACUGACAGCCAUAGUAGGACACCAUAAUAAACCAUUGGACCCUUUGCUGUAACAGAGUGGGGUUUACAAAUGUAAGGCAGUUACUGGUAGAACUGGCCUUGCCAAACUUCAUUUAACAUAGAAAGGAUAGGUGCUAAAGGACCAUGAUAGUAGCACUAUUGACCUUGUCAUUGUGCUGCUGUGGCUUAUGGGAAUAACAACUGUUCGGCUGCAACUGCUUUUGAGGAAGCCAAACCUUGUUUUAAAAUACCCAAGAUAUGAGCUGCCUCAUACCAAAAUGGGUUUUAUGCCAUAUGCACUAAGCAUAGCUUCAGACUAGCCCGUGAAAUUGCUCUACCCUGUUGACACUUUCCGCCUAAACAAGAUUUUCGGUAAGAAGGGACUUCCUUUAAACAAAAAAUACCAUAAAAGCGGAAAGUGUCGUCCCUGAUUAGCUUGUGUGGACUGCACAUGCUAAUCUGGGACAACAAUUUACGCACAUGCAUUAAGCCCAAUUUUCUCAGAAAAAGACACAUUUGAUAGGGGACAGGAUAGCUCCUUAUCAGACUGCACAAUGUUCAGGCUGGUAUUGAGCUACUAUGGUCACAUAUAUCACAACAACCAUUUUUCAUGAUAAGGAUCAUUUAGUACAGUUAUCAGCUGUUGAUAAUUGGUACAAUUUCUUCCAGCUUUUUGUUUAAGUUUUUUCUUCAUUUAAGCUAUGUUAAAUACAAAGGUAAUGUGAGUUUUGAUAACUCUUAUUGAUUCCUAAUUUCCAGCAGUUUAUGUGAAAUUUUCAAAUAUUUUAUGAACAGUUAUGUAAAUGAUGUUCAUGGUAUAUUGAGUAAGUUGCAUUGUCACAAUGUUUAAGUUGUUUUCAAUAUUUUAGAUAGUAACAGAAGUGUUUUAGUGUGAUUUUAUUUAAUUUUAUUUAAAGCACCUAUGUUCUUUAGGGUAUUAAGUAAGCACUAUAAUUAGUGUGUUUUUAUGUGUUUCUUACUAGAUUUAGUUAUUGUGAAAGGUAUGGCAACUGUUCUCUCUGUCAAUAAAAGUUAUAUUCACUUAUUUUAUUUUGAUUUGAAUAUGUUUGAUUUUCAACACGGUUAAUAAACAUGUUUGGAAUGUAAAUGGUGCUGCUUUAUAUUUAAUACUUGAUAUAUACAUGCAAGUAUGGCUUUGUUUAUAUAUUUGUUCAUUUCAUGAAUAUCCAAUCACAUCACAAAGUGCAGUCUCAUUAAACUGGUUUUACUGUGUCAGAUUUUAUUUGGUUGACUCCAUUCUCUCUCCCAAUUAUGAAAUGGAUUAAAUUGGACCAUUUAUUAAUAUAGAAUAUGCAACUAAUUGGAAAAUGGAUUAAAUGCUAUGGUAUGAAGUAAGAAAUCACUAAUUAAAUCAGUUUGGUACCUGGGGCCGUAUUCUAGUAGCUUCUUAAGUUUUCACUUAAGUUAAGAAAUUUCUUAAAUAAAUUUCUUAUGUUAAAUUUGAAAUGUAAAAAAACAAAACAUGAGACGCUUAUUAAUUCUCUUUAAACAAUUGCUUUUAGAGUUAAAGGAAGUUAACUUAAUUUUAAAUAUAUGAGAAAAAAUACACAGAGUAAAGAAAUGUAUUAAGUGAAGCUACCAGAAUUUAACUUAAGUGAAAUCAUAUGUUUAAAGAAAAAAUGGCGGAGAUAAGAAAAAAUAUUGCGCAAUAUUUCAACUUAUUUUUUAUGCCCCCCUUCGAAGAAGAGGGGGUAUAUUGCUUUGCUCAUGUCGGUCUGUCGGUCGGUCCGUCCACCAGGUGGUUGUCAGACGAUAACUCAAGAACGCUUGGGCCUAGGAUCAUGAAACUUCAUAGGUACAUUGAUCAUGACUCGCAGAUGACCCCUAUUGAUUUUGAGGUCACUAGGUCAAAGGUCAAGGUCACGGUGACCAGAAAUAGUAAAAUGGUUUUUGAAUGAUAACUCAAGAACGCAUACACCUAGGAUCAUAAAACUUCAUGGGUAGAUUGAUCAUGACUUGCAGAUGACCCCUAUUGAUUUUGAGGUCACUAGGUCAAAGGUCAAGGUCACGGUGACCCGAAAUAGUAAAAUGGUUUCCGGAUGAUAACUCAAGAACGCAUAUGCCUAGGAUCAUGAAACUUCAUGGGUAGAUUGAUCAUGACUCGCAGAUGACCCCUAUUGAUUUUGAGAUCACUAGGUCAAAGGUCAAGGUCACGGUGACCCGAAAUAGUAAAAAGGUUUUCGGAUGAUAACUCAAGAACGCAUACGCCUAGGAUCAUGAAACUUCAUAGGUAUAUUGAUCAUGACUUGCAGAUGACCCCUAUUGAUUUUGAGGUCACAAGGUCAAAGGUCAAGGUCACGGUGACCCGAAAUAGUAAAAUGAUUUUCGGAUGAUAACUCAAGAACGCUUUUGCCUAGGAUCAUGACACUUCAUAUGUACAUUGAUCGUGACCCGCAGAUGACCCCUAUUGAUUUUCAGGCCACUAGGUCAAAGGUCAAGGUCACAGUGACAAAAAUCGUAUUCACACAAUGGCUGCCACUACAACGAACAGUCCAUAUGGGGGGCAUGCAUGUUUUACAAACAGCCCUUGUUUAACUUAAGAAGCUACUGGAAUACGGCCCCAGGACAGUUUCUAUUGUUGAAGAUAUAGUUUUAGACAUCAGUAAUACAUUUGAUUUGCUAUAUUGAACAAUUUUCUAUCAUAUCAAAUAAGAGUAGGAUAUCAGUGAUGGUUAUUAUGCCCCCCCUUCGAAGAAGAGGGGGUAUAUUGCUUUGCUGAUGUCGGUCGGUCUGUCGGUCGGUCUGUCGGUCCGUCCACCAGGUGGUUGUCAGACGAUAACUCAAGAAUGCUUGGGCCUAGGAUCAUGAAACUUUAUAGGUACAUUGAUCAUGACUCGCAGAUGACCCCUAUUGAUUUUGAGGUCACUAGGUCAAAGGUCAAGGUCACGGUGACCCGAAAUAGUAAAAUGGUUUUUGAAUGAUAACUCAAGAACGAAUACGCCUAGGAUCAUGAAACUUCAUGGGUAGAUUGAUCAUGACUCGCAGAUGACCCCUAUUGAUUUUGAGGUCACUAGGUCAAAGGUCAAGGUCAUGGUGACCCGAAAUAGUAAAAUGGUUUCCGAAUGAUAACUCAAGAAUGCAUACGCCUAGGAUCAUGAAACUUCAUGGGUAGAUUGAUCAUGACUUGCGGAUGACCCCUAUUGAUUUUGAGGUCACUAAGACAAAGGUCAAGGUCACGGUGACCCAAAUAGUAAAAUGGUUUUCGGAUGAUAACUCAAGAACGCAUAUGCCUAGGAUCAUGAAACUUCAUAGGUAGAUUGAUCAUGACUCACAGAUGACCCCUAAAGAUUUUGAGGUCACAAGGUCAAAGGUCAAGGUCACGGUGACCCGAAAUAGUAAAAUGAUUUUCGGAUGAUAACUCAAGAACGCUUUUGCCUAGGAUCAUGACACUUCAUACGUACAUUGAUCGUGACUCGCAGAUGACCCCUAUUGAUUUUCAGGUCACUAGGUCAAAGGUCAAGGUCACAGUGACAAAAAACGUAUUCACACAAUGGCUGCCACUACAACGGACAGCCCAUAUGGGGGGCAUGCAUGUUUUACAAACAGCCCUUGUUUAUUGUAUAUUUUGUCCAAUAACAACAAUACUGCCAAUGUCUUUAAGAUACAUCGGUGGGUAUUUGUUCAAGAUUUGACAAGUCUCAAUACAUUUCUUGUACUUUUCGCCUUUUAUUGCGGAUAUGACCUUGUACCUAGGGACUGGUUUCAGUGUGAGCCACUUGGCAUGCUUGUCACUUCUGCAAUGUUAUUUCAAAAUCCUAAAAUUGACUGUUGAACAUUAUAUUAGAUGUUGACACAAGACCUACUAAACAUGACCAUAUGAAACAGUGGGGGAACAUUGACUAAAACAUGACUAUAUGAAACAGUGGGGGAACUUUGACUAAAACAUGACCAUAUGAAACAGUAGCGGAACAUUGACUAAGACAUUACCAUAUGGAACAGUGGGGAAAAUUUGACUAAGACAUUACCAUAUGAAACAGUGGGGAAAAUUUGACUAAGACAUGACCAUAUGAAACAGUGGGGAAAAUUUGACUAAGACAUGACCAUAUGAAACAGAAACGGAACUUUGACUAAGACAUGACCAUAUGAAACAGUUGGGGAACUUUGACUAAAACAUGACCAUAUGAAACAGUGGGUAACUUUGACUAAGACAUGACCAUAUGGCACAGUGGGGAACUUAGACUAAGACAUGACCAUAUGAAACAGUUGGGAAACUUUGACUAAAAUAUGAGUAUAUGGAACAGUAGGGAAAAUUUGACUAAGACAUGACCACAUGAAACAGUAGGGGAACUUUGACUAAGACAUGACCAUAUGAAACAGUGGGGGAACUUUGACUAAAACAAGACCAUAUGGAACAGUGGGGGAACUUUGACUAAGAUAUGACCAUAUGGAACAGUGGGGGAACUUUGACUAAGACAUGACCAUAUGAAACAGUAGGGGAACUUUGACUAAAACAUGACCAUAUGGAACAGUGGGGGGAAAUUUGACUAAGACAUCUCUAUAUGAAACAGUAUGGGAACUUUGACUGAGACAUGACCAUAUGGAACAGUAGGGGAACUUUGACUAAGACAUGACCAUAUGGAAUAGUGGGGGAACUUUGACUAUGACAUGACCAUAUCAAACAGUAGGGGAACUUUGAGUAAGACAUGACCAUAUGGAACAGUAGGGGAACUUUGACUAAGACAUGACCAUAUGGAACAGUGGGGGAACUUUGACUAAGACAUGUCCAUAUGGAACAGUGGGGGAAAUUUGACUAAGGCAUGACCAUAUGAAACCGUAGGAGAACUUUGACUAAGACAUGACCAUAUGGAACAGUAGGGGAACUUUGACUAAAACAUGACCAUAUGGAACAGUGGUGGAAAUUUGACUAAAACAUGACCAUAUGAAACAGUAAGGGAACUUUGACUAAGACAUGACCAUAUGGAACAGUAGGGGAACUUUGACUAAAACAUGACCAUAUAGAACAGUGGGGGAACUUUGACGAAGACAUGACCAUAUGAAACAGUAGGGGAACUUUGACUUAGACAUGACCAUAUGGAACAGUAGGGGAACUCUGACUAAGACGACCAUAUGGAACAGUGGGGGAACUUUGACUAAGACAUGACCAUAUGUAACAGUAAGGGAACUUUGACUAAAACAUGGCCAUAUGGAACAGUGGGGGAACUUUGACGAAGACAUGACCAUUUGAAACAUUGGGGAAAAUUUGACUAAGACAUGACCAUAUGAAACAGUAGGGGAACUUUGACUAAGACAUGACCAUAUGAACAGUGGGGGAACUUUGACUAAAACAUGACCAUAUGACAAACAACAACAACAUAACCUUUAUUAAGCUCAAAUCACAAAUAUAGUGACACAUGAGUAUACAGUGACAAUGCAUCUUUUACAAAGAGUUAUUAACAAUUGUGACAUGGUGUUAAACUUUACAUAGAAAAUAGUAAAGAGAAAGAGAAGUGGAGAUGAAAAAGGAUAUGAGACAUACAUUUGAAUUGAGUGGGGGAAUGAUGAUGUUGACCUGAGAAAUAAACAUUUUUUUGCCUUUGGCCUGAAUAACCUGUUUGUUUACAUGGAUUACUGAUACAGACUAUAGUUAUGGUUUUUCCAUUCGGUUCUAUUUAAAACCCGGUGAAUUUGAUUGGUUAAUUUAUUUUUUGUCUGCAGCCCUUCGCUGAUCUGUGUGUAAACCCUGGAAUUAGGUCAGAAAUGUGCGUUUUGUUUGUGUUUUCACUGUUUCCUCUGUAGAAUAAUCGUGGAGAGUGUUUCAUUUAUAGAUCGCAUAUUAACUAAACUUUCAAAAGUGACGUAUACAUUUACAUUUUGUAGACCGAAAUUGUCUGUUAAUGUAAUUCUACUUGGGAUUAAUUGGUGUGUAAUGUGUAAUUAAUUGGUAUGAAACAGUAGCGGAACUUUGACUUAGACAUGGCCAUAUGAAACAGUGGCGGAACUUUGACUAAGACAUGACCAUAUGGAACAGUGGGGGAACUUUGACUAAGACAUGACCAUAUGAAACAAUAGGGAACUUUGACUAAGACAUGACCAUAUGAAACAGUAGCGGAACUUUGACUAAGACAUGACCAUAUGAAACAGUGGGGGAACGUCGACUAAGACAUGACCAUAUGAAACAGUAGGGGAACUUUGACUAAAACAUGUACAUGAAACAGAA
This is a messenger RNA of Dreissena polymorpha, 7713 nucleotides long. RefSeq names its product germ cell-less protein-like 1. Lineage: Eukaryota; Metazoa; Mollusca; Bivalvia; Myida; Dreissenidae. The coding region runs from base 69 to 1520 and encodes 483 amino acids. The record is from RefSeq and is a predicted model, not a curated record. Gene Ontology annotation, molecular function: protein binding. The transcript has 15 exons. Gene Ontology annotation, biological process: germ cell development.